This is a messenger RNA of Gymnogyps californianus (California condor), 2947 nucleotides long. It is a transcript of the gene ANKH, whose product is annotated as ANKH inorganic pyrophosphate transport regulator. Gene Ontology annotation, cellular component: membrane. Gene Ontology annotation, molecular function: phosphate transmembrane transporter activity. The record is from RefSeq and is a predicted model, not a curated record. The transcript has 12 exons. Lineage: Eukaryota; Metazoa; Chordata; Aves; Accipitriformes; Cathartidae. The coding region runs from base 482 to 1963 and encodes 493 amino acids. Gene Ontology annotation, biological process: phosphate ion transmembrane transport.
GAGGCCCCGGCCCGGCCCUUCCCCUGGCCCCCGCGCCCCGAGGAUGGCAGCGCUGCCCGCACGAGUGGCUGGCGGCGGUGUCCCUCCUCUUUUUUUCUCCGGCAGCGGCGGCGGCGGCGGCAGCGGCGGAUCAUUGUUGUGUGGGAGGAGGGCGGCGGGGAUGGACUUGAUCUCUCGGGUCUCCUGCUAAGGCGGCAGCACAGCGCGCCCCGCCGCCCAGCCAGCACCCGCCAGGGCCGAGCCGCGCCGCGCCGGGCAGGGAGGGACCGGCCCCCCGCCCGCUCCCCGGGCUGCUUUAUUUUUAGGGGGCUCUGCUGCUCCUCUCCCUCGCCCUUAUCCCCCCCCUCCCCCCCGCUCGCACACACGCACAGGGACACGCACGCACCCUCCUCCUUUGCCCUUUCAUCCUUCCCCCCCGCCGUCCUCCCGCACCGACUCCUGCCGCGGCAGAUGCGCUGGGGGUCACCGCGCAGCUGGGACUAUGGUGAAAUUUCCAGCGCUCACUAACUACUGGCCCCUGAUCCGGUUCCUGGUCCCUCUCGGCAUCACCAACAUCGCCAUCGACUUCGGGGAGCAGGCCUUGAAUAGGGGCAUCGCUGCUGUCAAGGAAGAUGCUGUGGAAAUGCUGGCCAGCUAUGGGCUGGCAUACUCCCUGAUGAAGUUCUUCACGGGUCCGAUGAGUGACUUCAAAAAUGUAGGUCUGGUGUUUGUGAACAGCAAGCGAGACAGGACCAAAGCAGUUUUGUGCAUGGUUGUGGCUGGCGCUGUAGCUGCUGUAUUUCAUACCUUAAUAGCAUAUAGCGAUUUGGGGUAUUACAUUAUUAAUAAGCUGCACCAUGUGGAUGAAUCAGUGGGAAGUAAAACUCGGAGGGCCUUUCUUUAUCUUGCUGCCUUCCCUUUUAUGGAUGCCAUGGCAUGGACCCAUGCUGGGAUUCUGCUGAAACACAAGUACAGUUUCCUAGUGGGAUGUGCCUCCAUCUCAGAUGUCAUAGCUCAGGUUGUUUUUGUAGCCAUUUUGCUUCACAGUCACUUGGAGUGCAGGGAGCCUCUCUUGAUCCCAAUCUUGUCCUUAUACAUGGGAGCACUUGUCCGAUGUACCACGUUAUGCCUCGGAUACUACAGGAACAUACAUGAUGUCAUUCCUGACAGAAGUGGGCCUGAAAUGGGGGGAGAGGCUACAAUAAGGAAGAUGCUGAGUUUCUGGUGGCCUUUGGCAUUAAUUUUGGCAACUCAGCGAAUAAGUAGGCCCAUUGUCAACCUUUUUGUCUCCCGGGACCUAGGUGGCAGUUCUGCAGCCACGGAGGCGGUGGCGAUUCUGACAGCUACGUAUCCUGUGGGACACAUGCCAUAUGGCUGGCUGACAGAGAUCAGAGCAGUAUACCCUGCUUUUGACAAGAAUAACCCCAGCAAUAAAUUGGUGAACACCAACAGCACCGUCACAGCGACACAUAUCAAGAAGUUCACUUUUGUUUGCAUGGCAUUGUCCUUAACGCUCUGUUUUGUGAUGUUUUGGACGCCAAACGUGUCAGAGAAGAUUUUAGUUGACAUAAUUGGAGUAGAUUUCGCUUUUGCAGAGCUGUGUGUUGUUCCUUUGCGCAUCUUCUCCUUCUUUCCAGUUCCAGUGACUGUCAGAGCGCACUUGACAGGCUGGCUGAUGACUCUGAAGAAGACAUUUGUGUUGGCACCCAGCUCAGUGCUGCGGAUUAUCGUCCUCAUCGCUAGUCUCAUUGUGCUGCCUUACUUGGGAGUUCAUGGAGCCACUCUUGGAGUAGGAUCCCUUCUAGCUGGUUUUGUAGGAGAAUCCACCAUGGUUGCAAUAGCAGCCUGUUAUGUCUAUCGGAAACAGAAAAAGAAGCGGAAUGAGAAUGAAACAGCUACAGAAGGUGAAGACUCUGCAAUGACCGACAUGCCUCACACAGAGGAAAUGACAGACAUCGUAGAAAUGAGAGAAGAGAAUGAAUAAUAAAUGGGAUGCAGUUGUUCUCUGCAGGGACGAUUGGAGUGACACUUCAGCAUCUUGUCGUCUCUCAUACUUUUUUGUUUGUUCGUUUUUAUUUUUGUAAUAAAGAGGCCUUGAUUUAAAAGGUUUCAGAUAAAUUCUCUAGCAUACUGAGUAUGCUCUCACUGAUGAGGGACCUAAAAAGAGGUCUUUGCUUCCCCCCCCCCAAUUGAAUUUGUUUUUUCACUCCAUGCAAACACAAAAGAUACAAUUGCAUCACUGUAGUGUCUUCCUUACUUAUGCAUCCACUUUCUCUGGACAAUCUGCAUUUGUCAACCAAAGCCCUGCUCUCUGUGCAUGUGUGUGUGUGUGUGCGCGCAUGCGCUUGCACGCUUGCACACGCACAUGGACACGUGCCACUGGCUCAAUGCUACUGCCAUAAUCCUACUCCCUCCCCUCUUUCCUUUUCCUUCCUUUUCUUUAGGAGAAAUGUAAAGGAAAAGAAGUUUGGAAUACAGAGCUUUAUUUUACUUGCUUGAAAAUGACUUUGCUACAUAAACUAAUAUACUAUGGUGAACUAUAUCUUUUUGUUUGGCCUCAUCACUAGAGCUUAUACUGCACAGGGUACAAGACAGGGAGGAACGUGUAGGUUUCCACAUACAAAGUGGAGAAAAACAGGUUCCUCUCUCAUGUUAAAAGUGUGUGGAUGUGUAUAUACACACACAGGUACAUAACCAGAGACAUACAUAUAUAUAUAUUUAUAUAUAUAUGGAUACGAUAAAUAAAAUACACAAAGGACAAGAACUCUAUUUAGCUUUCUUUCCAUCAGAAAGAUAGUAAUCUUUUGAAAAAUGUAAACAUUUAAUUCAGAAUUUUCUUGAAUCAUUAAGCCCCACCUUACGUAUAAUUUUCUUCAGAAAAAAACCCCAUGCACUUUCCUCUUGUGAAGAGGGUGAUGGCAACUGAUAGACUUUGACUGUAUUUGAAUAAAAAAAAAAUAAAUAUUGA